Messenger RNA from Capronia coronata CBS 617.96, 1143 nucleotides. Its product is annotated as mannose-1-phosphate guanyltransferase. Gene Ontology annotation, cellular component: cytoplasm. Gene Ontology annotation, biological process: GDP-mannose biosynthetic process; cell wall mannoprotein biosynthetic process. NCBI's taxonomy places the organism in Eukaryota, Fungi, Ascomycota, Eurotiomycetes, Chaetothyriales, Herpotrichiellaceae. Bases 1 to 1143 code for a protein of 380 amino acids. The transcript is spliced from 4 exons. The record is from RefSeq and is a predicted model, not a curated record. Gene Ontology annotation, molecular function: mannose-1-phosphate guanylyltransferase (GTP) activity; GTP binding.
AUGAAGGCCCUCAUUCUCGUUGGUGGCUUCGGCACCAGAUUGCGACCGCUCACACUCACCCUCCCUAAACCCCUGGUCGAGUUUGCCAACCGUCCUAUGAUCCUGCAUCAAGUCGAGGCUCUUGCUGCUGCCGGUGUUACCGACAUUGUCCUUGCCGUCAACUACCGUCCAGAUGUCAUGACCGCCGCUCUGAAGAAGUAUGAGGAAAUGUACAACGUCAAGAUCACAUUCUCCGUCGAGUCCGAACCCCUCGGCACUGCUGGCCCCUUGAAGCUGGCCGAAAAAGUUCUGGGCAAGGACGACACCCCUUUCUUCGUCCUCAACUCCGAUGUCAUUUGCGAAUACCCAUUUAAGCAACUGGCCGAAUUCCAUGCCUCCCAUGGGGACGAGGGUACCAUUGUCGUGACCAAGGUGGAAGAACCCAGCAAAUACGGUGUCAUUGUCCACAAACCUAACCACCCCUCCCGCAUUGACCGCUUCGUCGAGAAGCCCGUCGAAUUCGUCGGCAACCGCAUCAACGCCGGCAUCUACAUCCUUAACCCCUCCGUGCUCAACAGAAUCGAACUCCGCCCCACCUCCAUCGAGCAAGAGACCUUCCCAGCCAUUUGCAAGGACGGCCAACUGCACUCCUUCGAUCUUGAAGGGUUCUGGAUGGAUGUCGGUCAGCCCAAGGACUUCUUGAGCGGCACUUGUCUCUACCUCUCUUCUCUGGCCAAGCACAACCCCAAGGCCCUCGUGCCCCACAGCGAGCCAUAUGUCUACGGCGGAAACGUCCUGGUCGACCCAACCGCAAAGAUUGGCAAGAACUGCCGCAUUGGCCCCAAUGUCACUAUUGGACCAGGCUGCGUCGUUGGUGACGGUGUCCGGCUUCAGAGAUGUGUGCUUCUGGAGGAUAGCAAGGUCAAGGACCAUGCUUGGGUGAAAUCGACCAUUGUUGGCUGGCGAUCUACAGUUGGCCGCUGGGCCCGCUUGGAGAACGUCACCGUCCUCGGUGAUGAUGUUUCCAUCGGCGACGAGAUCUACGUCAACGGCGGGAGUGUCCUCCCUCAUAAGAGCAUCAAGGCCAACGUCGAGGGUAAGCCACCUCUGCAUCUGCCCAAUGACCAAGCUAACUCCAUCGCAGUGCCGUCCAUCAUCAUGUAA